Molecule: messenger RNA, 879 nt
Organism: Salvia splendens (bonfire salvia)
Lineage: Eukaryota; Viridiplantae; Streptophyta; Magnoliopsida; Lamiales; Lamiaceae
Exons: 6
Coding region: 121-744 (207 amino acids)
Source: RefSeq, a predicted model, not a curated record
UUCGUUUUUCUGUUCAUCAAUAUUUUCAAUUAAUAUUUUCAAUUUGACUCCAUUGGUAUAAGCUGGCUUCUUCUCUUCGUCGUCCCUUUUGUUCUUCCUUGGUACCCUCACUGUUUCUCCAUGGGCGCUUCAGAAUCAUCUCUCACGAGCUCCAGAAUUUCGGAGGAUGGAAUUACCACUGUUUUAGAGCGCGCGGAGGGCGUAGACCCCAUUUUAGAGAGGCUUAAAUCCCUCAAAAUCACGACUCCGAUACUGGCAUCAGCCCCACCGGAAAGUACCUUAACCGAUAUCCUUGUGCGGAAGCCAUUUUCUUCUACUACUUCUGGUACUUUGGAUCCUAAUGUGCUUCUGGAGCUUUUCACAAUCUAUCGCGAUUGGCAGGAGGAGAAGGCACAAAAGAUAACUAAAAGACAGGAAGAGAUAGAAAAUAAAAUAGAAGUUGCAGAUGCUUUGGCUGUGAAGCUUCUUCAACGUUUCAAUUACUCAGUCUCAGCAAUGAAAACCACAUCUAAUCAUCUAUCAGAAGUCCAUUCAUUGCAAGUUGAACUUGGAGACUUAAAAGGAAGAUUAACCGAAGUUAUUAGCAAUUGCGAUGCAUUAUGCAAGAGAAUAGCUAGCGAGGGUCCAGAAUCACUGCAAUCUUCGGUAAGGCCAUUAGCAGCAGUCGCCACCGAUCAAAAGACCAUCUCCGUGUUAGCAGCAUCUUUGUCAGAGAAUCAGUCUCCACAGCAGGAGAAACAAUAGUUAGUUUCUCCCUUUUCUUUUCUUAGUUGAUUUCUGCUGUAUAUUUGUUUAAGGUGCAGUUAUGUCAAGUAACCAUAGUUAUGUAUUGUUGAUCGAUUCAUGAAAAUGAAUAAUAAUAAUUUGCCACUUUUCAAA